GCCAGGGCGACGCGCCAGCCCCGCGCCCGCGCGCCGCCGCCGGGAGCGCCAUGGGGGCCGUGCCGCGCUCCGCGCGCCCGCUGCAGCUCACGCUGGCGCUGCUGAAGCCCGACGCCGUGGCCCACCCGCCGGUGCUGGAGGCCGUGCACGAGACCAUCCUGAACAACAAAUUCCUCAUCGUGCGGACCAAGGAGCUGAUGUGGAGAAGGGAAGAUAGCCAGCGAUUUUACCAGGAGCACUCAGGGCGAUUUUUUUAUCGGAGGCUGGUGGAGUUCAUGACCAGUGGCCCAAUGCGGGCUUAUAUCCUAGCACAUGAAGAUGCUGUUGCACGCUGGAGGUCUCUCAUGGGACCCACAAAAGUGUACCGAGCCCGAAAUACAGCUCCAGACUCCAUCCGGGGAGCCUAUGGCCUCACGGACACGAGGAACACCAUACAUGGCUCAGCAAGUCACCGAUGAAAAUGCGGGAUCAGUCCCCUGGUGUGACGAUGAUACCAGCGCUCUGACAUUGCAGUUUUACACACGUUCACGUUAGAAUUGCUGUGAAUGUUCAGCCUUACACAGCCCACGCAGAUGCCAAUUUCACCUCAACGAGCAACCUCUAAAGUGUUUCCUUCCUUUCCCAAAUGCAAAAUUUACACCUAAAAAUUGCACUGGCCUAGCGCCUAAGAUGGCCAGGUUGGGUCCUGCUCCAGCGAGCCCAUUGGAAAGUGGAGCUUCUCAGCUGUCCAGGGCGAUAAAAAGCACUUGCUUCUAGUUCUGGGAAAUCCCUGGAGAUGGGUUACUCUACAUGUGGCAGUUUUAUGUAAAGAAUACUUAUUUCAAUCUCAGCCCGCCCGGGCAGCUCAGGGAACAUCUGGGCUUCACAGCAGGAAGGAUUCACGCAAUAGUCCCAUGAAAACAAAAUCUAGUGCACAUGUGGUGUGUGAUUUUCGAAGGCCAGUAAGUCAGGCAUAUCUAACACAGCUUUUGCAAGGACAAACAAGCGCCAGUUUUCUAAACAAAGGCUAUUCCCCUGCCAAAUUGCACCUCCUACUGUCAGUCCUCUCAGUUCUAGAACUCUACAGACUAUCAUAAAACAAGCUCUCUAUAAUGGGGAAAAUGUACUUCUUUGCCCUCCUCCUAAUCAAAAAUGACUUUCCAGAAUGACUCUCCCUCAAAACUAGCCCAAACCUGGAAAAAUUUCAGCCUUAAAAAUGUGGAAGUUCAGAAAAUUCAGAGUGUUUGAAAACAGAUUGGACUGGAAAAGUUUGUGCAGCCUAAACUCUAGCUGUGACCACCACAAGCAGACUGUAGAGGUUGGAGUCACGCACUCAAAUGUGCAGCCAUGUGAAUAACUAGCACUGAUCAUGCACAUUGCCUGCCCACUGGUCCUCUUGCCCACUACUUCCCCUUCCCUAGUGGAUCUGCUGCUAAAAACCCUGAGGAGUGUCACAUGCUGCUAUUUUGCCCUUAAAAGAAAGCAAGUCAAUGACGUGUUUCCUUCUUAUCCUAAAUGUGGAGGCAGUAUGGGGAGAAUUCCAAAAUUACACUGGGCCAAGGGGAAAGAUAGUAUUGAGCCCUGGACCAGCGGCGGAGCUUAAAGUCUGCGUCUUGAAGCCCAGCAUGGUUAAGACAGGUGCUACACACUGAAAAAGGGAGAUUCCCACCUUCCCAGGAGGACAUAAGUCUUUCGGCCUGGAAGAGGCAGAGAUACUGGCUCUUCAUAUCGAUCCCAUUUUGAUAAUUUUUGGAGGUUUUGAAAACUUGGUAGUUCUCAUUUCUUCCUCUUUCUGGGCCCUGCCAAUGGGAUCGUGGUGCUAAGACUGAUGCUGAGUCCACAGGAGGAAGGAAUAGGAAUGAGAGCCAACACAAAGGGCGUUGUGAGCUAUAUAGCUUGUACUGGUACUCAGAAGUAAUGCAGCCAUCCCAGACAUGUUAAGGUGAGAAAUGCACAAUUAAGGCACCUAAACAAACCUAACUGUACCCCGCAGUGACAUCAGGCAAUAACCAUAAGAUUUUGAUUAAGGCAGGUCAGUGUUUUUGGUUGCAGAUUAGACUAAAUUGAUUUUUAAAGACGAUUUUUCCCCCCUAGUUAUGUCUCUCCAGGGCAGAGCUAAGGGCCUUUAGGUGCCUUAACUGUGCAUUCCUUUAAGUGUAUCCUUAGCUCUGAAAUCCCUUGGGGUUCUAGUAUCUAAUUUUGAGGUAACUACAACCUCCAUGUAAAGUUCUGUAUCUUAAUAUUACUGUGGCCAAUGAUCACAACUUGAUUACUUUCAAUCUAGGCAAACAGAGGACAGCCCCAGCUGUUAAUACACACACUACUUCCAAAUGGCUCAUUUCCCAAAACUGAGGAAGUUAUGAGUGACAUUGAGUAGAAAACCAAAAUUAGACAGAAAAAUGUGCAUGAAACUUAAAAGUUGUUUAAGAAGGAUUUGUUAGAUGAAGAAACAGGCAUGAUUCCACAAUCAAGACUGAGGACAACUUUAGCUAAAGUCCAUCCUGUUUCAGUGGGGAAGUGAAGACAGCAAUUAGAAAUAAAAAGCCACAUAACUGUGACAGAUUUUGUCACAGAGACCCCCUUGGGACUGUCACCUGAUGUGCUGGAAUUACCUCUGAGCCUGUUUUCCAUUCCAGCUUGGGACUCCAGACCCCUGCCUUGUUGAGCCGGACAUGCCAGUCUGCUGAAA
Messenger RNA from Chelonia mydas (Green sea turtle), 2668 nucleotides. It is a transcript of the gene NME6, whose product is annotated as NME/NM23 nucleoside diphosphate kinase 6. The record is from RefSeq and is a predicted model, not a curated record. The coding region runs from base 51 to 458 and encodes 135 amino acids. Lineage: Eukaryota; Metazoa; Chordata; Testudines; Cheloniidae. The transcript is spliced from 5 exons. Gene Ontology annotation, molecular function: nucleoside diphosphate kinase activity. Gene Ontology annotation, biological process: CTP biosynthetic process; GTP biosynthetic process; UTP biosynthetic process.